AUGUCGGGAUCGGGGCUCAAAGGCAGCCUCCCGGACAGCCUGUUCAUGCUGGACAAGCUCACCAUGCUCGACUUCACGUACAAUUUUCUGACGGGCGGGAUCCCCAUCACCGUCGGGAUUGCCAACAAGCUGCAGUGGAUGAGUCUAGCACGCAACAAUUUCAACGGCAUGGUCCCGCUACUCAACACCCUUGCAGCGCUCUCCUACCUGGACCUGAGCACCAACGGGUUCAUCGGGGAGCUCACCAGCCUCCCCACCACGCUCGCCUACGUGAACGUGCAGUACAAUCAGUUCACAGGACCCGUCCCUGCAGGCCUCGCCACACUCACCAAGCUCACCUACCUCAAUAUGAAGUCCAACCAAUUCUCCGGUGCCCUCCCGCCCGCCCUGGGCAAGCUCGCCAGCCUGCAGACCCUCAACAUGGGCACCAACGCGCUCACAGGCGCCCUUCCCAUAAGCGUCUCUGGGCUCGCCAAGCUCUCUACCCUUGACCUGAGCUACAACAAGUUCAGCGGCCCUCUUCCCCCCACUCUUGGCGCCCUGCCUGCUCUUGAGACCCUCACGCUCAACAACAACGGCUUCUCAGGCCCCAUUCCCCCUGCGCUCUUCACCCUCACCAAAGUCACCAACCUGGGCAUUAAGGGCAAUGCGCUCACAGGCACCAUCCCAGCCAGCAUUGGCGCCCUUGCAUCGCUUGUCUACCUCGAUCUGAGUGAGAACUCGCUCACCGGCACGCUGCCAGCGGUCAUGGGCAGGCUAGCCAAGCUCAGCGACUUUAGUGUGAACUCCACGGGGCCGUCCAAGGUGCUGUGUGCGGCAGCGGGGGUGUGUGCAGUCAACCAGGUGGCCACCUCUCUCUUCUGCCAGCGCUGCACCACCUUCUGCCAAGUCUGCACGCCCCCUGGAACGAACACUAAGUCCGCCGCGGCUCCUGCUCCUGCUACUGCACCCCCCCCCGCUAAUGCUCCUGCUCCUGCUACUGCGCCUCCCCCCGCUACUGCGCCUUCCCCUGCCACUGCGCCCCCUCCUGCCACUGCCCCCCCCCCUGCCACGUCGCCUUCCCCUGCCAUGCCCCCUGUCGUAUCCCCUGUCAUGCCCCCUGUCGUAUCCCCUGCCAUGCCCCCUGUGGUAUCUCCUGCCAUGCCCCCUGUCUUAUCUCCUGCACCAUCUCCUGCAGCUCCAGUCAUUCCUCCUGCUGCUUCUCCCGCCCCCGUUUCUGCCGCCCCCACUCCUGCCCCCGGUUCUGCCGCCCCCACUCCUGCACCCGCCUCACCGCCUGUCAUCUCUCCUGUUCCUGCUCCGACCGCCGCUCCCCCAGUCGCCUCCCCCCCCGCGCUUGCUCCUUCCCCCACCACAGCUGCACCACCGCCUGCUCCUGUCACAGCUUCCCCUCCCCCCCUUACUGCUUCCCCCCCUCCUCCCGCUGCACCUGGCGCACCUGCCGCCACGGUACCUUCUCCUCCGCCUCCCAAAGCUGGAGCUACUUAUGGCGUUGGCGUCAGCACGCUGCUGGCCUCCCUGGUGUCGGCGAUGGCUCUGAAUUUGCUGCUGUAG
Molecule: messenger RNA, 1554 nt
Organism: Closterium sp. Naga37s-1
Lineage: Eukaryota; Viridiplantae; Streptophyta; Zygnematophyceae; Desmidiales; Closteriaceae
Source: the annotation of a GenBank genome assembly